Molecule: messenger RNA, 2744 nt
Organism: Vidua chalybeata
Lineage: Eukaryota; Metazoa; Chordata; Aves; Passeriformes; Viduidae
Gene: LPXN
Product: leupaxin
Exons: 10
Coding region: 1379-2479 (366 amino acids)
Biological process (GO): muscle structure development; actin cytoskeleton organization
Cellular component (GO): adherens junction; stress fiber; Z disc
Molecular function (GO): muscle alpha-actinin binding; actin binding
Source: RefSeq, a predicted model, not a curated record
CCGCCCGUCCGCCGCGCGGCCGCCGCCCGGCUCCCGGCACCGCAGGGCUCCCUACCGCCGCCGCUGCCUGCGCCCCUCCGCCUUGCCCCCGGGCCCCUUUGCCCCUCGGGCGAGGCCUGGCAGGAGAAGCCGUUCGCCGCCCCGCCCCACGCGGCUGAUCCGUGCCGCGGGGCUGCGGCGCCGCCCGUAGUACCAGCGGGGCCUGGCGGCCGGGCCGCUUUUUGCUACCGCUUCUCCUUUAAGAAAAAAAAAAAACGCCCCGUCGGGCGGCGGGUGAAAGUCGGUGACAAAAUGGUGGCCGGCGCAAGGGGGGCGGGGCACACGGCCCUGGCCCCGCCCGCUUCCGUCCCGCGGCCGCGCAUGCGCGGUGCCUGCCGGGAGUUGUAGUUCCCGUUCCCGGCUGUGUCCCCGCCCCGAACGGCCCCUGGGCAGGAACCACGGGAGCGGUUGUGCGGAGGCGGCCGUGCCCGUGGCCUCCGCGGCCUGAGUCCCUCCCCAAAACAACCUCAGCACCGCCUGAUUGUCCCACAGGAACUGCACUAACACAUUAAACCCACACGAAAACCCCAAAACUUCGCCCCCGCAGACGCUGAAGAGGCCACCCGGGAGCGGGUUUUGUCACGGUAGCCACUCUGUCCCCUUCCCUGCUGUCCCAGCCGCCUCGGUGUCCAGGCUUUUGGACCUGGACUGGUCCUGACACAGUAUUCCCUUGCCUUGGCUGCAGCGGGAUGUGACACCAGGCCAGGAUCUUGGGGAACAGGACCGGGGUGUGCUUGCUCUGGAGCGGAGGGUUUGGCUGGUCUUACCCACCGUUUUAUGACAGGAGAACAAAGGGUAACACUUCCCCAGAACAAGGUGCUCCUCAUCCUCCCUCGGGAGACAAAAAGCAAAAAUCACAGGGGUUCAAAGAGCCCGCAACGUUCAGCUGGAAAAUCCUGUUUGCCGAACUGGUUCCCACCAGUGAGAGGGCUCUGAGCGCCUGCUGCUUCCUUCUUCUGCAUUUCAAAUCCUUUCUGCUUCUGCCUUUCAAGUCCUGAGCUCUGCACAGGGACGCCAUCCCUUGUCACAUGUGGCCAGUGGCUUCUGGACAGGGCUUGGGUCAGCAGGACAUCCACAUCUUGGCUUCUGGAGCUCCUUGGGCAGCCCAUUGGCCAGUUUCUCUCCUCUGCAGCCCCAGCCCGGGCUGUUUGUGGCUCCCUGUGCCCCAGCUGUGCCGGUCACACGUGGUGUGAGGCACGCAGCCCACAAAGGAAACCCUGGGUGACAAACCCCGGCGUGAGGGGCGGAGGCGAGACCGGAACAGAGCCAGCGCAGCCUCUUCUGCCAUCUCAGCACCCCGGGGUGCUGCCCCUGCCCUGGGACCCCACACCAAGGCAGGAUGGAGGAUUUGGAUGCUUUGCUGGCAGAACUGGAGCAGAGCUCCUGCCUGGCCUCCAAGGACCGUGUGCUGCAGCGACCAAGCUCCAGCCAGGAUGCCCAGCAUGGUAGCCUGAAGGUGCCACUGCCACCUCAAGCUCAGCCUCCAGGAGAAGGUUUGGAUUCAGUGUACAGCACCCCUGUGCCAGUCCCAAAGCCGCUGCUCCCCUCACCUCCACACACGGAGGCGUCCCGGCAGCUGGAUGAGCUCCUGGCCGACCUGGGCCACACAGAGAGCAAGCUGGCAGCUGCAGGGCAGGGAGCCGGGGUGCCCACGGAGUCCUUGCUGGACAACAUGCUGGACAGCCUCACGCGGGACCUGCAGGAGCUGGGCAUCACGGCCGCACCCGCCGGCGUCUGCGCCGCCUGCCGCAAGCCCAUCGCUGGCAAGGUGUUCACAGCCCUGGGCAAAACUUGGCACCCCGAGCACUUCACCUGUGCCCGCUGCAGGCAGGAGCUGGACAAGGGGCCCUUCUUCGAGCAGGGAGGGCAGGCGUUCUGUGAGGAGGAUUAUCACAAGGCCUUCUCCCCACGCUGUGCCUACUGCGCCGGCCCCAUCCGCGAGAAAGUCCUCACGGCCCUGGAGCAGACCUGGCACCCCGAGCACUUCUUCUGUGCCCACUGUGGGAAGGUGUUUGGAGAUGAGGGGUUCCUGGAGCGCAAUGGGAAGCCGUACUGCCACCAGGACUUCCUGGCCAUGUUCGCCCCCAAAUGCCAGGGCUGUGAGCGCCCCGUCAUGGACAAGUACCUGUCAGCCCUGCAGGGUGUCUGGCACACCGAGUGCUUCGUGUGCACGGAGUGCCUGACUAGCUUCACCGGCGGGUCCUUCUUCGAGCUGGAGGGGAGGCCCUACUGCGAGCUGCACUUCCACCAGCGGCAGGGCACCGUCUGCCACGGCUGCGGCCACCCCGUCACCGGGCGCUGCAUCACGGCCGCGGGGCGCAGGUACCACCCCGAGCACUUCAUCUGCACCUACUGCCUGGGCCAGCUGCACAAGGGCACCUUCCGCGAGUUCGACGACAAGAUGUACUGCCAGCCCUGCUACAACAAGCUCUUUGUCUGAGCCCCAGGUGCCCAGCACACAGCCUCCCUUGCCUGGAAGUCCCCAGCAUUGUCCCCACCAACAUGCCUGGCAAUGUCCCUGCUGACCCAAACACGCCUCAUGUCCCACCCAUCAACAUGAGUGGUCCCAUGGCUGGUCCCGCUCAGCCAACUGCCCCCAGCCUUGUGUCUGCUAAGCCAGGCUUCAUUCCUUGUCCCCCUCCCUUCAAGACAUCCCUGGCAUUGCUCCUUGGAUCUGAAGCAAUAAAAUACCUGGUCCUGCCUUC